Molecule: messenger RNA, 2266 nt
Organism: Zea mays
Lineage: Eukaryota; Viridiplantae; Streptophyta; Magnoliopsida; Poales; Poaceae
Exons: 2
Coding region: 619-2016 (465 amino acids)
Biological process (GO): carbohydrate metabolic process
Molecular function (GO): hydrolase activity, hydrolyzing O-glycosyl compounds
Source: RefSeq, a predicted model, not a curated record
UCAGUAAAUAACAAGAUUUCAAAUUUGGCUUUGGAAACAAAAGAGCUGCAUUGAGCAUGUUCGACCAAAGCGCAACUUCAGUACUAAGCCGUAGCCACAACGACAAAGCUUUCUCCUCUCACGGAGUGCUGUACCGAUGCGUACUCCAGCGACUGACAUGUGGGUCACUUUGCGUUCGUGUGGUCCUGGCCUAUGCGACAACUUCCCACUUCCCUACCAGCAGACAUUCCUCGCCCCCGUUUUUCCUGUGCCCUCGUCGUUCCGUUUCUCCACUGUUCCUUUCCGGACUUGAGCCGGCCUUGUUUGAACGCCCUCAGCUCCAUUUCAUAGCCACCGGCUGGCGUCCGCUCCCGCAACAGCCGUCACGCACUUCAAUCCAGCAGCCUCUGCUCUGCCUGCGUCGCAGCCAGUGGCUCAGCGGCUGCGCCCGUGCCUGUCACGUCUUGUCCUCAAUCUCUCUCUCUCUCUCUCAAUCCUCACCUCUCCGGCUCUCUUUCUCCUCCCCAGUCCCCAACGGUGAGGCCCCCGCCGCGCAGCCCAUCGACGCAUUGCCGCUGCAAGCGCGGACACCGAGGGCUAGAAGCGGCGGCGGUGCCAGGGUUCGGCGCUCGGUCGGCAAUGGCGAGGCGGCUUAUGCUGGCGCUCCCUGUGCUCCUCUUCUUAUUGCUCGUCGGGCAAUGCCACGGCGGCAAGAUUGGCGUCUGCUACGGCCGCAACGCCGACGACCUUCCGGCGCCAGACAAGGUGGCGCAGCUAAUCCAGCAGCAGUCCAUCAAGUACGUGCGCAUCUACGACACCAACAUCGACGUCAUCAAGGCAUUCGCCAACACCGGCGUCGAGCUCAUGGUCGGCGUCCCCAACUCCGACCUCCUCGCCUUCGCGCAGUACCAGUCCAACGUCGACACAUGGCUCAAGAACAGCAUCCUCCCAUACUACCCGGACACCAUGAUCACCUACAUCACCGUCGGCGCCGAGGUCACCGAGAGCCCCACCAACGUCUCAGCCCUCGUCGUGCCAGCCAUGCGCAAUGUGCACACCGCGCUCAAGAAGGCCGGCCUGCACAAGAAGAUCACCAUCUCCAGCACCCACUCGCUCGGGAUACUGUCCCGGUCGUUCCCGCCGUCUGCUGGGGCGUUCAACAGCAGCUACGCCUACUUCUUGAAGCCUAUGCUCCAGUUCCUUGUGGAGAAUCAGGCGCCGUUCAUGGUGGAUUUGUACCCCUACUAUGCGUACCAGAACUCGCGGAGCAAUGUGUCCCUCAACUACGCGCUGUUCUCGCCAGAGUCUCAGGAUGUGAUUGACCCAAACACUGGACUGGUUUACACUAACAUGUUCGACGCCCAGGUCGAUUCCAUCUUCUUUGCGCUCAUGGCUCUGAACUUCAAGACUUUGAAGAUCAUGAUCACUGAGUCAGGGUGGCCAAACAAAGGGGCGGUCAAGGAGACUGGAGCCACACCAGACAAUGCUCAGACCUACAAUACCAAUUUGAUACGCCAUGUUGUUAAUGACAGCGGCACACCGGCGAAACCAGGGGAAGAGAUUGAUGUCUACAUAUUUUCAUUGUUCAAUGAGAACAGGAAACCUGGCAUCGAGUCGGAGAGGAACUGGGGACUGUUUUUUCCUGAUAAGAGCUCUAUCUACAGCCUUGAUUGGACGGGCCGAGGCAAUGUGGAUGUUAUGACUGGAGCAAACAUUACAAGUGCUAAUGGUACCUGGUGUAUUGCUUCAACUAAUGCUUCAGAAACUGAUCUGCAGAAUGCCCUCAACUGGGCAUGUGGUCCAGGCAACGUAGAUUGUUCUGCCAUUCAGCCAAGCCAACCCUGCUACCAGCCGGACACUUUAGCUUCCCAUGCUUCGUAUGCAUUCAAUAGCUACUACCAGCAAAAUGGAGCCAACGUUGUGGCCUGUGACUUUGGAGGUGCCGGAAUACGAACGACGAAAGAUCCAAGUAAGAGUCCCAUCCUUUUUUACUGUUAUAGUGUUAUGAUAAUCAUGAUGCUGUGCAUGGUUUCAUGAUAACAUCCAUGUGCAUAUAUUCAGGUUAUGGAUUAUGUCUUUAGUUGAUGUUGGAGUUAUAUACAUAGGUUGCUCAUAUGGUAUGAUGGUUGCAGCAUUUACUAGUACUCCCUUUCUUCUUCGUUCCAAAUCGUAAAACAUUUUGCCUUUCUAGAUAUGAUGCAUUACUAAAAAGCUAUAUAUCUAGAAAGCCAAAAAAAUUUACAAUUUGGAAUGAGUAACUAAUUUCAUGUUGAUGAGGUGCCUUUUG